Pleurotus ostreatus (oyster mushroom) is the source of this 2118-nucleotide messenger RNA. RefSeq lists its product as uncharacterized. NCBI's taxonomy places the organism in Eukaryota, Fungi, Basidiomycota, Agaricomycetes, Agaricales, Pleurotaceae. The transcript has a single exon. The coding region runs from base 1 to 2118 and encodes 705 amino acids. The record is from RefSeq and is a predicted model, not a curated record.
AUGAGCGAAUACAGCGAGCACCGCGGGGACUACCCGCUGUCGCCACCCCAGCCAGCCUAUGCGCGAUCUAACGAUCUCGACGUCGUCCACGAGGGCAUGCCUACACAAAGGGUCUCUGUCUCCCGUUACAGCCAUCUUCCUCCAACUAGUCAUGCUAGCGUCCGGUCGUGGGUCAGUACCUUUCCACAGAACCAACAACCUCCGCCUCCGCCUCCACCUCCGCCAGCAGCUAUCAACCUUCCAUCCCCUGUCCAGGAAGCACGCGGGCUCUCGGAGCAUCGCUCGCGGCCUCCGACGGGAUUCGGGGUUGAAGAUGAAUAUAUGACCAUCGACCAUAACAAUGUCGUACAAGAGCAAGGUUAUGGCUGGACGACACAGGGUGUAUAUCCGCAUCCGAUGGAAGUCGUGUCGCCCAGAAUUUCUGCAGAUGGGGAUGGUGCCCCGUAUCCUGGGCGACGGGAGAAGAAGGGGUUCGUAGGUGGCUUCUUUGCUGGGCUUCUAGGGCGGCGAGGCAAGGGUGCUGGAAAGAGAAAGAAAUUGAACGAACCGAUGACGCCGGUCGGAGUUACCAACGGACACGCCGACAACCUUGCCGCCCAGUCAGGGGCUACGCUCCCCCAGUAUUCCUCGAAUCCUCCGACUCCAGUCGCUCCUCGUGCACCCACGAACAUCGAGUACACGGCUCCAAUCGAUAUGCCGAUCCCUGAAGUUGCUGAACCGUCGGAAUACAUGCCGAGGCAAUCCAUGGUCAGCCAGACGCCGGCACGUCGUCCUAGCCUUCGAAUCAGCGUAACGCCCCCAUCAGCAGACUCAUCCACAAGCCAGGUUCGUUCACAAUCUGACCACACUCCAUCCGUGCACGCAAGCACGAUCCGGCAAGACUCCGUUCAUCGCGAUGGGCCGGCACGACGCACACGAAGCGAUAGCGACAGAUACACCGCUCAAAGAGAGGACACCCAUCAGGCUAGUCCUUACUCUCCAAACGCCGUCCUGGCGGAUAUUCAGCCCUCAAAUGACUACCGCAAAAUGGCACGACCGCCCCCGUCUACCAGCACGUACAGUCACAUCGACCGAGUGCAAAAGUUCUUCAGGGACCUUAGCCGUCUACCAUGGAUCAAGCACGAUCGCAUCACAGUUGACUAUAAACCCGGAAUCAGAGGACCUGACGGUGACCACCGACCGAGGAAGGCUGAGGAGCGCAUUGUGAUCUUGAACAAGCCGCCUGUUAGAUGGUACUACGAGGACUCUCCCGCUGCGCACUCCGUUGACCUGUUGUCAACCGGCGAGCCUUCGUCGUCGAGUAGGUUCAGCGGAUCGUCAAGGAGCAGGACGGUGUCGUCACCAAGGCGAAGAAACUCUGGUGAUGCACCCGCCACAUCUACGCAACGUUAUGCUAACGAUGGCUAUCGUUCGUCACCGUAUGAUUCUGCCCAUCGCUCAAAUGGUGCACGUCAGACACCGCCACGCGAUUCUCGCCAGACAGAUGGACGCUCCCCUCCUCUCUCCCCCCCUCCUGUUCAUCAUCAUCGCUCUAGGAGUCCCUCUUUGCCCUCUAGCCCCCCUGAUCAACGGCGUCACCGUUCACAUACCUCGGCCAGUAGUACGCCUCCCCCAAGGCGCCAGCAGCGUAUGAAUCGACAUCAUCAUCACCGCGGCGAGGAACCCCCGCCAGUCCCUCAAUUUCCCCGGCACCUCCAGCAACCUCCUCCGUUCGCUGUUCCUCCCGCGAUAUAUACUCCCACUUACAUUACGUAUGGUCAUCCUCCACAGCAUAUGACUUUCGCCUCGCCUCUAUAUCCUCCUCAACCUUUCUACGUGGCGCAAUCUCAGACUGGUUCUGGUUCAGGUGGUACUCCCGUGCCUACCGCCAUUCGCCUAAACACCCCGGAUCCCACUAAUCCGCAGCAGCAACUACAACAGCAGCAGCAGCAACAACAACAGUCUCCCCCGCCACCUGGACUAUUUUCAGGCCAGGCCGGCCAGGCGUCCCCUCUAUAUCUUUCCUCUCUUGUACCUAUGCCAGGUUAUGUUCUAUCCGAUGGUGUGGCUAGUCCAACCACCAAUUUGCCCGGGCAAUAUGUCUAUUCGCAGCCUCAACCCGGAAAACACACGGGAUGA